Messenger RNA from Alternaria arborescens, 669 nucleotides. RefSeq lists its product as hypothetical. The record is from RefSeq and is a predicted model, not a curated record. Lineage: Eukaryota; Fungi; Ascomycota; Dothideomycetes; Pleosporales; Pleosporaceae. The transcript has a single exon. Bases 1 to 669 code for a protein of 222 amino acids.
AUGGACGAUGCACCUCCGCCUCCGCCUCCGCCCUCAUCUCGUCGAGAAGAUGAUACUUCGCUACCAAGUCCUGCAAUGCCGCCUCCACCUCCGCCCCCACCUCCACCUCCACAGCUGUCCAAACCGUCAAGACCGGCGAGUACAGUACCUCCACCUCCUCCGGUGCCUUCUGGAGCUUUUGAGCCCAUAGACAAAGCACACUACUGGCAGUUCCUCAAAGACACGAAAGCAAACAUGCCUGGUGAACCCUUCCAACCAUUCCAUAUGUUCUUCUACGGUUCGCUCAUGGAUCCUGAGGUCCUCCAAGUAAUCCUCGACCUCCCAGAACUCCCGACUACAAGGCCUGGUACCAUUUCUGGUUUCAGUAUCAAGAUGUGGGGCAUAUAUCCAACAUUAAUACCCUGCCACUCUGGAAGCGUCACUGGAACUGUGUGGGAGGUGACCUCGGAAUCCCAAUUCGACCGUUUGGCGGCUUACGAGACUGCCGCUUACAGAUGGGACGAGUGUAAUGCAGUUUUAAAAGAUGGAGAGGUCAUCAAGAACUGUCGGACGUUCUGCUGGGCAGGUGAACCUAACAGUAAGGAACUUGAAGACGGUAGUUUCGAUCUGGAACGCUACCAGAAAUACUUCAAGUCUUCUGUUACUAGGCGGCGUUCGCCAUUACCGUAG